This is a messenger RNA of Penicillium mononematosum, 2700 nucleotides long. Its product is annotated as SMP domain-containing protein. Gene Ontology annotation, cellular component: ERMES complex; endoplasmic reticulum. Gene Ontology annotation, molecular function: lipid binding. Bases 1 to 2700 code for a protein of 899 amino acids. Gene Ontology annotation, biological process: phospholipid transport. The record is from RefSeq and is a predicted model, not a curated record. NCBI's taxonomy places the organism in Eukaryota, Fungi, Ascomycota, Eurotiomycetes, Eurotiales, Aspergillaceae. The transcript has 3 exons.
AUGGGUUCGCUCGCUAGCUUCCUCUUCGUUUACGCCCUCGGUGGAAUCACUUUCAUUCCACUAGUUCUGUCCUCAAUCAUCCUCUAUGCCUACUUGACCCUUCCAUCUGCGCAACUGCCGCAAUCAUGCGAGAAAGCGCCCGAUCCCGUCCGCCAACCUACCGAUGACGACUUUAGUCUGAAGUCUGGCACCGACCAGCUGGCGGAGAAAUUCCAUCGCACCCACGAGUCCGAUGUCGCUGCUGGAUACUUUGCUGUCUGUCGUGAAUAUGUUCCCGGUGGGGUGAAUGGGAAGCCCCCCGAGAGAACGACCCCCGCGGGGGAAGUCGUUGCGGCCGAAAGUCCUAGUGUGUACCAGACUAUGUACCGGAGCCUGUUCGAUCGAAAGCAGGCACCUAGCAUCGACCCGGCGAAGGCGAAUGGAAAGAUGACGAAACGGGCGCGGAAUGUCUUUUACAUUGUUCUCCGACAUGGCCACCUAAUGCUCUACGAUGAUGUAAAUCAGGUCGAGGUGCGGUAUGUCAUUUCGCUUGCUCACCACGAUGUGACCAUAUACGGCGGAGAGGGGGACAUCCCAGAAGGAGAGUUGUGGCUCAAAAGAAACGCCAUAUGUCUCUCUCGACGACUGGCUUCGCUUGGGGAUCUAGGAGGGCCAACUCCGCCGUUCUAUCUUUUCUCUGAAAACCUGUCUGAGAAGGAGGAUUUCUAUGUCGCCAUGCUGCAGAAUCAAAGCCGGUUGUGGGACUCGUUUGAUCGCCCACCCAAGCACCAGGAGUUUGAUACCAAGCAUAUUGUCACAUUGGUUCAGCGUUUGCAUUCCUCCGAAGAGCAGUUGCAGACACGGUGGAUCAAUGCUUUCCUUGGAAGGUGGUUCCUAGCGAUGUACCGGACACCUGAGUUGGAAGAAUUUGUGCGGAGUAAGAUUGUCAAGAAGAUCUCUCGCGCCAAUAAACCCAAUUUUAUUAGCAAGAUCGGCCUCCAGAGAAUUGAUAUGGGCGAAGGGGCUCCGUUUAUCACCAACCCAAGACUGAAGGACUUGACGGUGGACGGCAAUUGCUGUGUGGAGGCCGAUCUGCAAUACACUGGAAACUUCCGGGUCGAGAUCUCGGCGACUGUGCGCAUUGACUUAGGCCCUCGAUUCAAGGCAAGAGAGGUCGAUAUUGUCCUUGCCGUUGUGUUGAAGAAACUUGAAGGCCAUUUGUUGGUACGCUUCAAGCCCCCACCCAGCAAUCGCAUCUGGAUGUCUUUCGAAACCACGCCGAAGAUGGAAAUGGACAUACAACCAAUUGUCAGCUCCAAGCAAAUCACAUAUAGCCUCAUCCUGCGCACGAUCGAGAGCAAGAUCCGCGAAGCAGUGGCAGAGAGCAUCGUUCUGCCUUUCUGGGACGACGUUCCCUUCCACGAUACCUUCGGUCAGGCUUUCCGCGGUGGUAUCUGGCAGCGGGAUACUCCAGAGUCGAAUUCUCAGGUAGAAAUACCAGAGAUACCCGAUGAAUCAGGCGAAACCCCUCCGACCCCGAAGAGCGUUGGCAGUGAUACCAUUGAAGUCCUCAAGUCCAAGGAUGAUCGUACGAUGAGCAUGCCUAUCCUUUCUGAGUCCGGAACGACCAAGAAAAAGCUGCGCAAAGGCCACAAAUCUCCUCUAUCAGAUCUGCAAUCGAACAGAUCCACUGCAACUUCCACUGGUGUUGAAAGAUCGGACAGCACACCGCUGCCUCGAGCUAUUCGGUCACAGACCUUCUCUCAUGCUGCAGAUCCUGUGCUCACAGCAGACAAUGCCAAGGUUGACAAGCCUGUUCCGGGAAACAAAUGCGAGGAGAAGAGUCAUGCAACAAGCGCCAUGAUAGAGAUAUCAAACCGGUCCCCACCUACAUCUCCGCAACGAACCCCGGGCCUCGCCACCUACAGGUGGCCUUAUGAUGCCAGAAAAUGCGAGACCUACUUCUACUCGCAUGGAGAGUGGGUCCUUCUCCAGCUUGAGAAGCUCUCGGGCAGUUCCGCCGUGUCCGUUGUCAGCGACACGGCUCCACGACGCAGCACAAUUGAAACCAUCACUAAAACCUUUACAUCUUCUGACGACAGGUCUUCUGGUCCAAUGACUCUUGGGCAAGCGACUGCCGCUGCCAAGAAAUGGAGUUGGAGCAUGUUUGGUAAAGGUGACACAAAUAACGGUCAAGAAUCGCCGCGGGCUCCUUCAGGCACGCCGAACCAACCGAUUGGGCGUGGCCAUCCUCAUCCACCACUCGGAACACCCUUACCGCACCCAGACAAAUAUGCCCUGAAGAGGAACUCAGGGACAUUGCCCAAGCGUAAACCCGUGGCGGCACACACAGUGCCUGAACGCCCCAAGACGGGAGACCAACAGACCCUGCCAUCACAUUUACCUCGCAGGAGACCCACGGCCCCUGAAAUGCGUGAUGCGCACGGUGCUGAUGAACUUCUCGUGGUGGAGGCACCUCAAGAAUCUGAGCCUAAUAGCCCGGCCCCUGGGGACCCGGAAUUAGACUCUAGUCUGAUAGCCCCGAGUACUGUCGACAGUGAGACAUCAGCAAAGACCGAACAACUUGAGGCUGAUUCCGAAGAGCAAGAAGAAUUGCCCGCUGUUGAAUCGCCGUGCUCUGUUGAUCAGGCGCCUUCUUCAACUCUAGGCAAUCAUGAGGCCUUGCCAUCUACUGAAAGCGUGGAAAUACCCUCAUCGUAA